Cuscuta europaea is the source of this 678-nucleotide messenger RNA. NCBI's taxonomy places the organism in Eukaryota, Viridiplantae, Streptophyta, Magnoliopsida, Solanales, Convolvulaceae. The record is from the annotation of a GenBank genome assembly.
AUCAGAUCAGGUAGCUCAAGUCAUUGAAGUUUCUUUAAUUCGAGAGUCUCUCAGCUCAGCUCCACACAGAAAAAAAUAAAAAUGGGUUUUGCUUUGAAAGGUUUUGGUGAAGUCCUACUCAUCACCUCCAUUAUGGCCGCCGCCGCCGCCUUGCCAAACGACGGUAACCCCAAUUUGGUGAACGCUACAUUGGUUAAGGCCGACAAAAAAGCAGUUUGCUUGCUCGGGAAUCCGGCAGCUUACUUUCACGCGCCGGGAUAUGGUAAAGGGAUUCAAAAUUGGAUUGUUUAUCUUCCGGUGAUAUGGAGAUGGGUUGAUCUUCUGAAGGCGCGGCGAGAGGUGUCACUGGUUGAUCUUCUGCGCAUGCUUGAUCAUCCGGAGGAUUUUCUACGAGCUGUGAUUCUUCCAUUCUUGGUUUUUAGUGUUUUGUUUGUAAUGAGAACUUCUAUUUGUAGAUGUAAUCUGGAGGGAAUUGUAAUGUUUAGGAGGGAAAUGUAAUGUUUAGGAGGGAAAUGUAAUGUUAUUUUAGGCUGUAAUAUGAAUUCAGAGUACUGUAGAUGAACUGAUGGUUCUACAGUACAUGGAUGAAUUCAGUUAAAUUCUAGCUCAUGAAGUUUCCCUGCACUUGCCAUACGAGCUGUACUCUUUUUUUACCACGCCUCCCCAUUAAGGGUAUUU